GUUUGAUAUAUCAUAUUUUAUGCAAAUUAAAUGCGAAAUAUGGCUCAGUUAUUACAUUAUUUACCUGUUUUGACAUUUGUAUUAUUUCCAACAACUUUUCUUGGAACUUACAUAAUGGCAGUGCUUUUGGAACACGUGGAACCAGCAUUCCCUUAUAUUAGUGAUGUAGCAACAUACUCACCUGAAAGUUGUAUAUUUGGUCAGUUUAUAAAUAUAGGGUGUGUCCUAUUGAUGUUAAUAGUGUAUGUUAGAUAUCGCCAUGUUCUUCAACUAAUGAGCCUUCAUCAGGAAUUAAUAAUUAUUCGUAAUAUUAACAAAAAUGCACUUUGGACUGGAUAUGCUGCUUCUUUAGGAUUAAGUCUUGUUGCAAACUUCCAAGAGACUAAUGUAAAAAUUGCACAUUUUACCGGAGCAUGCUUUUGUUUUGGAUUGGGAACAGUUUAUUUUUGGAUGCAAGCAUUAGUUUCUUAUCAUCUACAUCCAUAUACUGGCAGUAUGAUCCUAGCACAUUUUAGAAUUGUUUUAUCUGUGAUAUGUACAAUAUUUUUCAUUAUUGCUUUUAUAUGUGGAGUUUUGGCCAGACUUCAAUAUGAAGGGCAUAAUCCUAGAAAGUGGUACCCUAGUGAUGGAGGUUGGAUAUAUCAUGUCUGUAGUACGAUUUCAGAAUGGGUGGUGGCUGUAUCAUUUUGUUUUUACAUACUAUCUUUCACAAGAGAGUUUAGAAACCUUAGCAUAAAUCAGCCCCAACUUGAAUUAUUAGAAAACCAAUUAAUACUUAAUAUUAGCUAA
Ctenocephalides felis (cat flea) is the source of this 789-nucleotide messenger RNA. Its product is annotated as DNA damage-regulated autophagy modulator protein 2-like. The transcript has a single exon. NCBI's taxonomy places the organism in Eukaryota, Metazoa, Arthropoda, Insecta, Siphonaptera, Pulicidae. The record is from RefSeq and is a predicted model, not a curated record. Bases 31 to 789 code for a protein of 252 amino acids.